AUGUUUCUUGAUGCAGCACUGCUAGUUACUGGAAAUCUUCUCUUCAUCGUUGGAAUAACGUUUGUAAUCGGCAUUCAUCGAACACUUGUGUUCUUCUUCGAAGUUCGCAAGCUGAAAGGAAGCAUUCUUUUCUUUGGAGGUCAGUUACUUCACAGAAUAAUAUUGUUUCUAAGGCUAGCCUGCAUUUACUGUAUUUUCAUUGUCUUGUUUGGUUGGCCUCUUUUUGGUAUCAUUCUGGAGUUCUGGGGAUUCGUUUUGCUGUUCGGGUAA
Molecule: messenger RNA, 270 nt
Organism: Cooperia oncophora
Lineage: Eukaryota; Metazoa; Nematoda; Chromadorea; Rhabditida; Trichostrongylidae
Source: the annotation of a GenBank genome assembly